CCGGGACCACCCGAUCCCUUUCCGGCCGGAAGCACCCCGCAGGUCGGACCGGAAGGGGCGCCUCAACCCUGAAAUGUGACAAAGGAAGUCCCGCCUCUGCCGCGCGACAGACUCCGCGGAGGCCACCGAGCUCCGAGCCGGUCUCGCAGGGGCGGGUAGAUUUGGUUCUGGAGCUGCCAUGAUUGAAGUGGUAGCUGAGCUGAGCCGAGGUCCUGUAUUUCUGGCGGGGGAGGCUCUGGAAUGUGUGGUGACUGUCACUAAUCCCCUGCCCCCGACCGCCACUUCUGCAUCCAGUGAGGCUCUGGCCUGGGCCAGUGCCCAGAUCCACUGCCAGUUCCAUGCCAGCGAGAGUCGAGUAGCACUGCCACCCCCUGACUCUAGUCAGCCAGAUGUCCAGCCUGACAGCCAGACUGUCUUUCUGCCUCAUCGAGGUGAGAGGGGCCAGUGUAUCCUUUCUACUCCACCAAAAAUUCUCUUUUGUGACCUGAGGCUAGACCCUGGAGAAUCCAAAUCAUACUCCUACAGUGAAGUGCUGCCCACAGAGGGGCCACCUUCCUUUCGGGGUCAGUCAGUCAAGUAUGUCUACAAAUUGACCAUUGGCUGCCAGCGUGUCAACUCACCCAUCACUUUACUCCGAGUCCCUCUGCGAGUUCUUGUGUUGACUGGUCUUCAAGAUGUCCACUUCCCCCAGGAUGAGGCUGUGGCACCAUCCAGUCCAUUCUUAGAGGAGGAUGACGGUGGGAAGAAGGACUCAUGGCUGGCUGAGCUAGCUGGGGAGCGCCUCAUGGCUGCCACAUCCUGCCGCAGCCUCCAUCUGUACAAUAUCAGCGACGGCCGAGGGAAAGUCGGGACAUUUGGUAUCUUCAAAUCUGUGUACAGACUUGGCGAGGACGUGGUGGGGACCUUAAACUUAGGGGAAGGAACCGUAGCUUGUCUGCAGUUUUCAGUAAGCUUGCAAACUGAAGAGCGGGUACAGCCUGAAUACCAGCGGCGCCGUGGGACCGGAGUCGUCCCUUCAGUGUCCCAUGUGACUCAUGCCCGGCACCAGGAGUCCUGCCUACAUACCACCAGAACCAGCUUCUCUCUCCCCAUCCCUCUUUGCUCUACCCCUGGCUUCUGCACUGCCAUUGUGUCCUUGAAGUGGCGAUUACAUUUUGAAUUUGUGACAUCCCGAGAACCAGGAUUGGUACUUCUGCCCCCAUUGGAGCAGCCUGAGCCUGCAACCUGGACAGGGCCUGAACAGGUGCCUGUAGACACCUUCAGCUGGGACCUCCCCAUCAAAGUGCUUCCUACAAGCCCCACCUUGGUCUCAUAUGCUGCCCCAGGCCCUAGCACCAGCAGUAUAACCAUCUGAAACUGGCUCACAUGCCCACCAUGGCAACUAUUUUUUUUUAAGAAACUGAGAAAUCAACACCUGGACUCCAGUGGGGGCCCACUUUUCCCACCUGGGGCCCUGUAGCACAGGCAAUGAGAAACGGGCUUUCAGCUGUAGCAUUAAUUUAUUUAUUUGGAGGGAGUUGGCAGCUGCUAGUGGUUUCCCUGGAAGUGGCAGCAGCAGUGAGCAGUCGGCAGAUGGGUGAGCCUUUAGCUGGAGUGAGGGGCAGGAGCCCCAGGAACGGGGGUGUUAGCUGAACCCCAUUCUAAGUCGGGUCCUCCCCCUUUGCAGGGCAGUCGAGGGUCAGCUUUUUGCACCAGGGAAAAUUGACAGGUUCCUGCCUCCUGUAGCACUUCACAGCCAGCAGGAAAGUCAAUGGGAUGCUGAGACCUAGAGAACCAAAGACAGGGAGGGAGUCAGUACAGUAAGAAGCCCCCUUUGGAGCCUGCCCUUCCCACUCAGCCAUCCUCCCACACCCUCCAUUAGUGUUGUAGCACCCUGCCCACGCUAAGCUCUCUACAUAAGGACUUUCUAGUGUCCCCAGGAGGAAUACUUAUGCAGAUCUACCUCCACUCCCCUAUCAUUGGUGCCUUCACAUCUGCAGCCUCAUGAUAGAUGCCCUUCUGUUUACUCUUGCCUCACAGAAAUCUAGGGACUCCCUGGCCAUCCCUUAGGCACACCAGAGGCAGUCCCUCUGGCCACUUUUGGCUACUCACGUGUCACAGCAGCCCACACCAACAGGAUGCAGACAGGUACAAUGGAAACAGUCCUUUCGGAGCCAAGAUUCACCCAGCGUGAAGUAUUUCCCCUCGUAGUGGCAGGGGGCUAGGGAAGGAUGAGAAUGGAGAAUUGGGGCAUCUCUAAGCCUUCAUCACUCUCGUCAUCCUUUCCUUAAGCAUCAGUCCUCCUUACCUUGAGCUUGGAAGUAACACUUGCUGUUGACUCCUGGGUGCUGCAGGAACAGAGACACCACCAAGCAGAUGAUCCUCCAGCCUCCCAAGAUCCCCUUGGCCUGGCCAGCCCAGAGCAUCAUCCUUAGAGCCAUUCUCGAAAGCUCAGCUCUCUCAGACCCCUCCUGGCUUCUGCUCAGAUCCCUCUGGUCUUAUGCCCUUGCUCUUCUUGCCUUGCUCCUUGACUCCUGAGUUUCUCUCUCCCUGGGCUCCAGUCUCAUACCAUGGCAGUGCCCUCUACUCUUACAGGCUGGGAAUGUUUAUAAAGUGAGGACCCUGGCCCCCUGCUGAGGAGAGCUGGACAGGCUGGAACUCUGUUUCCUGAGGUGAGGACAUGAAAACAAGAGGGCCAGCUUUUAACCAGCUGUGAGAGCUGAUUCAUGCCCCACACAGCCAGGAGGAGGGAGGUGGCCGUGGAAGGGGCACUGGACUGGGCACUUGCACAGCCCGGAGGGGGAGGGUUGAAGGCCCCAGGUGGUCCCCAGAUCUCCUUGACCUGCAGAGAGGAAGCAUUCCAUCAACCCUCCUUCCACCACCAGCAGGGGUGUGUGUGCUGGGAUCCCUGCCUGGACCGGAGGGAGGCAUUUCCUGGGGAUGGCUAAUCCUGUGCACCAGCCAAACCAAGGAGCUGCACAAGGGUGUAACUGCCAAAGUCUCCAGGAGAGCAGGCAGGCAUCUGGAAUAGAGAGUGUGUUUCCUUUCGCUCCUGGGGCAGGGUUUCCCUGAUGCAUCUGAAAAAUGGCUGCCCUCAGCAUUUUGAGGAGAGGGGUGCAUCCAUAGGUACCCCAAAGAUAAACUUUGCAUUUACACCCCAAGUGGACAGCAGAUGCAAGAUUGUCCCAUUCCUGGCAACACUUCUGCCCCCUCAAAGAGAGCUACCCUAAUACCCUAACAGAAGUCACCCCACUUUUACAGAGAUGCCCCCUCUUCAAAGCUUUCUAAGGUCUGAGUUUCUGCAGGUCUGGAAGAGUGCUGGGAUUCACAUCGUGACUGCUCAUUGGCUAUCGGACACUGCACAGGUCACUUCACCUGUUCUCCUGCUUCCUCGUCUUUGUAUGGAGAGUAGAAACACCAGCUUGGGGGCUUGUGAGACAGAGAGCACACGGAAUGUUCUUAGUGCCAUCUUUGGCCCAUGGCCCUCAGAAAAUAGCCGUUGAUUGAAGCUAAAGCUCAGAGACAAAAAUGAUGUUCUUUCCUCUGGACAGCAACAAGUAGCUCUGCACAGAUGAGGGCUUCUGUUGUGGACUCUCCAGGCCAGCUUCUGCCUUUCACAUGUAUGCUCCAAGGUACCCUACUGCCUCCUGCAAAGACCUAUGUGGCCCUGGGAGUGUUUUGGUUUCAGUCCUUGACAUCCGGGUUAAAAGGUUAAUAAAGCUGCUUUUCCCACUUCCAUACUCUGGAAGAGGGAUCCUGGCUUACCCGCCCUUCAGCUAACUUUAGGACUGCUUUUUCUUAUCUGGACUCUGACUUUCCCUUCAUCCCCUCAUGUGGACUCCAUGACUCCUUUGUGACCACUUUGUGACCCUGGUCUAACUGGACUUCUUUUGUAGUUCUUCCUUUCCUGCUCCUAGGACCUUUGUUGUGGGUUUCACUCAGGCCUGCAGUCCCAUCCAGCCCUCCCUUUACUCUCCGUCCCCUAGCACAGCUGAUACAACUUACAUCUGGCAGGCUUUUUCAAGAGCCCCCCUGCCUGUCACCUCUUCAUUCAGCAGCUACUGUCUGUUCACCUCCAGCUCCUUAGCUGCCUUCCUCCAGGAUACCUUUUGCCUUGGCUGGGGAUGCAGCUCAGUGAUAGAGUGUUUACUUACCAUUUAUUUCAGUGUCCCAGGUUCCACCCCAAACACCCUCCAAAAUUGAGUGGAAGAAAACAAGAUCUCUUUUCAGAUGGAUAUCAAGAUAAAAACAAAAGAAAACUUAGCAGGGGACACCCAGCUAGGCUACUGUGGAGGAGAGGGCAUGGCCUUGACUACUCCUUGCUGUCUUGGCUGGAGAGGGAUUAGAAAAGACCAAGCUUAGAAGUUGGCUUUGUAGUUAGCUCUACCACUGCCUUUGGGGGAGACCCACCUGAAGGCUGAGCAUGGACCGUUUUCUGCAGUAGCUGGAGAUAAGGCAAGUGAGCCUAGAGAUCCUGGAGGCAGAGGAGGUGCUGGAAAUGGGACGUGGCGGACAUUAGUGUAUGAGCCACACCAAACUGCAGAGUGAGGACCAGCCUCCUGAAAUGCAGGUGAUGGCCUGUAUCUGUGGGGACUUCUGGAAGGAGGCAGAGGCUGAGCAGAAUUCCUUUCUGAGAUGACAGGGCAGUGGGGACCUGGCUGAUGACCUGAACAGUGAUGUGUGUAUGGGCAUCAGUGGUUAGAGCCCAGCCCACUGAGUCCCAGGGGAAUAGCCUUUGGGGCAAGGGGUAGGACAGGGUCGGGGUGAGGGGUUGGCACAGGCCACCUAUGCAGGGACAAGGAAAACAUCCGACAGAGCUGGGCCAGGCUGUGUUCCAGCAGUUCAGGCAGGUGCGCAGAGUGAGGAAGUGAGCUCAUUCCGGGCCUGAGUCACCCCCAACCCUGCCUGCUUUGCCUGCCCAAAUGGGACAGAGCACGGUGUUUGGAGAUGAUGGCUCUGGGAGAUUUGGGGACUGGAGCCUGGGGAGGAGACGGUCUUGACCGAAUCCAAAGGAAUCAUGGAAGGGGCUGUUUUCUGCCCAGCUGGCAGCAAAGUGCAAAGCCCCUAAAUUCAUGGCUGAAUAGGCACAGCGAGGCAGGUUAGAGCUGGGAGACCUGAGGGGGAAGGACAGAGGAAAGGCCCUACAGUCUUCCUAGAGUGGAGGAUCCAGGAGAACUGAGGGAGGAGGUGAGGCUCAUGCUGCUGAGGCUUCUGAAAAUAAAGAGGCCACCAUCCAUGCAAGACAGAGGUACGACAUGCCAGCUAGGUCUGUCCAGGGGCCUGUGUGAAGGAAGGGCUCCAGGGACUAUCAAGGGUCAGAUUAUUUGGGUCUUUGCGGUAGUUCCUGGUUCUUUAAGAGGCUUUCUGUGCUGGAAUAGUUGUUUGGAUUUCUCAGGUAAACUGGAACCAUGUUGGCCCAUGACCACUAAGAUAGUGGAUGGUGUGAGAAGAAAGUUCUCUGUGUUGACCGUGGUACCCAGCCUGCCAUUUAGUACCCCACUCCCAGGCCCCCAAAGGAAGUCUCAUAAGACUGUUUCCAUAUAACCAUCCUGACACCGAGAAACAGGAGGGUUGCCUCUGGUACGAGGGCCAGCUUGGGCUACAGAGUAAGACACUAUUUUUAAAACGAUUUGCUCUUACUGAAUCUUAAAAUCUUGAAUAAAGGUUGGAAAUCAA
Messenger RNA from Grammomys surdaster, 5655 nucleotides. It is a transcript of the gene Rgp1, whose product is annotated as RGP1 homolog, RAB6A GEF complex partner 1. The record is from RefSeq and is a predicted model, not a curated record. Bases 179 to 1354 code for a protein of 391 amino acids. Lineage: Eukaryota; Metazoa; Chordata; Mammalia; Rodentia; Muridae. Gene Ontology annotation, biological process: retrograde transport, endosome to Golgi. The transcript is spliced from 9 exons. Gene Ontology annotation, cellular component: Ric1-Rgp1 guanyl-nucleotide exchange factor complex; Golgi membrane.